This is a messenger RNA of Gastrolobium bilobum, 1934 nucleotides long. Its product is annotated as methylcrotonoyl-CoA carboxylase beta chain, mitochondrial. Lineage: Eukaryota; Viridiplantae; Streptophyta; Magnoliopsida; Fabales; Fabaceae. The record is from RefSeq and is a predicted model, not a curated record. The transcript is spliced from 9 exons. Gene Ontology annotation, cellular component: mitochondrion; methylcrotonoyl-CoA carboxylase complex. Gene Ontology annotation, biological process: L-leucine catabolic process. Gene Ontology annotation, molecular function: methylcrotonoyl-CoA carboxylase activity. Bases 94 to 1767 code for a protein of 557 amino acids.
CCGAUUAUCGAUGUUCAAAUAGUUCUCUAGUAACCAAGACAGGAUCUGGUGUGCGCGAAGGAGAGGGGUGAAUCACAGAAGAAAAGAGAAAGGAUGGUUGGCUUUAUUGGAAGAAAAGCAAGUUGGGUUUCCUCCAAUUUGUUUGGAAGAACAGGGAUAAGGGGUUUGUGUUUGGGAGUCCUUCCUAGUCCUAAUGGAGGGGCCAUGGAUGACUUGAUUGCCACUCUCCAAUCUCAUGUCCAAAAGGUUCUUGCUGGUGGAGGACCUGAGGCAGUGAAAAGAAACAGGAAUAGGAAUAAGCUUCUCCCCAGAGAAAGAAUCGAUCGCCUUCUUGAUCCUGGUUCUUCCUUCCUCGAGCUUUCACAGCUUGCAGGACAUGAUUUGUAUGAAGAUCCUUUGCCUUCUGGUGGGAUUGUUACUGGGAUAGGUCCAGUUCAUGGGAGACUUUGUAUGUUUGUGGCUAAUGAUCCCACUGUUAAGGGAGGGACUUAUUAUCCUAUUACUGUUAAGAAACAUCUCAGGGCACAGGAGAUUGCUGCUCAGUGCAAAUUGCCAUGUAUAUAUCUUGUUGAUAGUGGAGGGGCUUUCCUUCCCAAGCAGGCUGAAGUAUUUCCAGACAGAGAAAACUUUGGUAGAAUAUUCUAUAAUCAGGCUAUUAUGUCUGCUCAAAGAAUUCCACAAAUCGCAUUGGUAUUAGGUUCUUGCACUGCUGGCGGUGCCUACAUACCUGCCAUGGCUGAUGAAAGUGUGAUGGUCAAGGGAAAUGGAACCAUUUUUUUAGCAGGGCCCCCACUUGUUAAGGCUGCCACUGGAGAAGAAGUCUCUGCAGAGGAUCUGGGAGGUGCUACUGUGCACUGCCAGACAUCAGGUGUUUCAGACUAUUUUGCUCAAGAUGAACUCCAUGGGCUUGCACUUGGGAGGAGCAUCAUUAAGAAUUUGCAUAUGGCUGCGAAAGAUGUGUUGGCAAAUGGAUUGCAAAAUAUAAAUUAUGAAUAUAAAGAGCCACUAUAUGAUGUCAAUGAACUUCGUUCUAUUGCUCCUACUGAUCUUAAGCAGCAGUUUGAUAUCCGAUCAGUUAUUGAUCGCAUUGUUGACGGAAGUGAAUUUGAUGAAUUCAAGAAAUUGUAUGGCACUACUCUUGUAACAGGAUUUGCGAAAAUUUUCGGACAGUCAGUUGGAAUUAUUGGAAACAAUGGGAUUUUAUUCAAUGAAUCUGCUCUGAAAGGGGCCCAUUUCAUUGAAAUAUGUACUCAACGUAACAUUCCCUUGGUCUUCCUUCAGAACAUCACUGGAUUCAUGGUCGGCUCAAGAUCUGAGGCAACUGGCAUAGCAAAGUCAGGUGCAAAAAUGGUGAUGGCUGUUUCUUGUGCAAAGGUACCUAAAGUCACUAUAAUUGUUGGUGGAAGUUUCGGUGCAGGAAACUAUGCAAUGUGUGGUCGUGCCUAUAGUCCCAAUUUCAUGUUCCUUUGGCCUAAUGCGAGAAUAUCUGUCAUGGGUGGUGCUCAGGCUGCUGGUGUACUUGCCCAAAUAGAGAAAGGCAAUAAGAAAAAGCAAGGAAUUCAGUGGGACAAGGAAGAAGAGGAAAAGUUCAAAACAAAAGUAGUGGAGGCUUAUGAGAAAGAAGGAAGUCCUUAUUACUCAACAGCGAGGCUUUGGGAUGAUGGAAUCAUUGAUCCAGCUGAUACAAGAAGAAUCAUUGGUCUAUGCAUCUCUGCUUCCUUGAACCGUGCCCCAGAAGAUACCAAAUAUGGUGUAUUUAGAAUGUGAUAUUGAAGCUUAUUUGUGCACUAAAAGUUGGUGCAGCCCAGAGUCUGAUGUAGAUUUGUUACGUUCUGUGAUUAAGAAAGGAAAGAAAAAAGUGAGGGUUGGGGGGUUGAAGGGCAAGACCAACAAUAUGUAAAAGGGAAUAAGUAAAAAGUAAAUUUCUUCCUCUC